This is a messenger RNA of Microthlaspi erraticum, 330 nucleotides long. NCBI's taxonomy places the organism in Eukaryota, Viridiplantae, Streptophyta, Magnoliopsida, Brassicales, Brassicaceae. The record is from the annotation of a GenBank genome assembly.
AUGUCAAGACCCAACAAUAGUGACUCGUGUUCCGGCUACGCAUCUGAGAGGAUUGGGAUCUACUUAGGCAAAACUGAGGUUAGCCUAUUCGAUCCGCUUCCCAAGUGUCCUGCUGCUCAAUUGGAUGUAGGCAGAGUCUUCGAUGUAGCCAAAGUGUUUCACUGUGACGGCCUCUUGUUAUGCACCUCCGCCGACGAAUCUAGAUUCGUGGUUUGGAACCCAUUUACUGGUGAGACAGGUGGUUCCAACCCAGCUAUCGUUCCGGGACAGACCGCCUUUUUGCUCUGGGAUACUACAAACAAGGCAACAAUAAGAGGUACAAAGUGUUGA